AGUCCCCACUCCCUCACGAGCGACCGACGUAAAACCACAAUUCUGCUGCUAUCAGUCGCUGUAACAGAGAGAGAGAGAGAGAGAGAGAGGGAGAGGGAUACUAGAGAGGGAAGAGACGGAGAGAUUUCUUUCACUGUUUUGUACAAACUUUGGUCGACGAAAGCGUUGGAAAGAUGGGGGCGGGGAAGGAUACGAAGCAUGACUACGAGUCGCUGCGCGAGCUUUUCAAACCUCAUAUCGAUUCUUUCGAUUACUUCGUUGAUGCCGGGUUGGAAACCAUGCUCAUGCACAUCAAACCUGUCGAAAUUGUUGAUUCGUUCACCAAAACCAAGCUUCGAAUUUGGUUUGGUAAGUCUGAAUUAUAUCCUCCACAAAAAGAAAGAAUUUCCAAAUCAAUCCGUGAUCCUCUGUUACCAUUCGAGUGUAGGCAAGCUGGAAUUUCAUAUUCUGGUAAAUUCAUGGUGGAUGUUUGCUUCCAAUACAAUAACGGCGUCGUCGUGAGAGAGAAAUUUGGCUUUGGACAGCUCCCUAUAAUGCUAAAGUCAAAGGUUUGUCACCUGAGAGGUGCUGAUCCUCAAAAACUGGUAUCUUACAAAGAAGAAGCAACAGAAAUGGGUGGUUAUUUCAUCUUGAAUGGACUGGAGCGACUUGUUCGACUUCUAAUUAUGCCAAAGCGAAAUUAUCCAAUGAGUAUGGUGCGGAAUUCAUUUCGUGAGCGGAGGGAAGGGUAUACGGACAAAGCAGUUGUUAUAAGGUGUGUGAGAGAAGAUCAAUCAGCGGUGACAGUUAAAUUAUAUCACCUUCAGAACGGAAGUGCAAGGCUUGGAUUUUGGAUAAGAGGAAAGGAAUACUUGCUUCCUGUGGGCAUUGUUUUGAAGGCCCUCAUUGAUACUAGUGACCAUGAAAUCUAUGUUAGUUUGACAUGCCAUAGUGAGGUAAAUCAGAAGGCAAAGGGAACAGUUGGCACUCAACUUGUUGGUGAAAGAGUGAAAAUUAUUCUUGAUGAAGUCCGGGAUUUAUCUCUUUUUACACACCUUCAGUGUAUACAACAUAUUGGUGAGUACUUCCAAGCUAUCAUGGAUGGACUGGAAACUGAAUCUCAUUCAGUUGUCGGGGAAGUUGUUCUGAAGGACUACAUAUUCGUUCAUCUUGAUAACAAUCAUGACAAAUUUAAUUUGCUUAUUUUUAUGCUACAGAAGCUGUUUUCACUUGUAGAUCAGACAACUGUGCCAGAUAACCCUGAUACUCUGCAAAAUCAGGAGGUGUUGCUGCCUGGACACUUGAUUACUAUCUAUCUUAAGGAAAAGCUACAGGAUUGGCUGUUGAAAGGAAGACGGCUACUUUAUGAUGAGAUAAAGAACAAGGGAAAAAGUUCUGAAUUUCUCAGCUUGGCACAUGUGAAGAAGGUCUUGGAUAAAAAUUCUCCAAAAUCUAUUGGUUUAGCUCUCGAGAAUAUGCUGAAAACUGGAAGGCUGGUUACACAAACUGGUCUAGACUUACAACAGAAAGAAGGAAUGUCUGUUCAAGCAGAGAGGCUGAAUUUUCUCCGUUUUCUUUCACAUUUUCGAGCUGUUCAUCGAGGAGCUUCAUUUGCAGGACUUCGCACUACAAGCGUACGGAAAUUGCUUCCAGAAACUUGGGGGUUUCUUUGCCCUGUUCACACACCUGAUGGAGAGCCAUGUGGUUUGCUGAACCAUUUGACUUCUACUUGUCGAAUCACAUCCUACUUUGAUUCACAUGGAAAUGUGAAAGAUUUUUUCAAAAUUCGGAUGUCCAUCCUGAGUGUUUUAAUUGGAGUUGGAAUGAUGCCUUCUCUGCCAAAGCUUGUACGAGCUGGGCCACCUGAAGUUCUUUCUGUUCUUUUGGAUGGGCGUGUAGUUGGCUCUAUAUCUUCCACUGAGGUUGAAAAUGCUGUUGCACAUUUACGGAGGUUAAAGCUUUCAGCAUGUUCGGGGAUUCCCAAUGAUCUGGAGGUUGGGUAUGUUCCGUUGACCAUGGGUGGAGCAUAUCCUGGCUUGUACCUUUUCACAUCUCCAUCAAGGUUUGCUCGUCCAGUUAGGAACAUUUCUGUUUCUUCAGAGGAAGGCCAGGAUAUUGAACUUAUUGGGCCAUUUGAACAGGUGUACAUGGAAAUCAGAUGUGCUGAUGGUGGAAAUGGGGGGAGGAGAAGCAUUUUCCCUGCAACUCAUGAAGAGAUCCAUCCUACUGGAAUACUUAGUGUGGUAGCCAAUCUCACGCCCUGGUCUGAUCAUAAUCAAAGUCCACGUAAUAUGUACCAAUGCCAGAUGGCAAAACAAACAAUGGCUUUUUCUUCACAGUCAAUACGGUUUCGUGCAGAUCAGAAGCUGUACCAUCUUCAGACUCCCCAAACUCCAAUUGUACGAACAAGUGCAUAUACAAAGUAUAGCAUUGAUGAAUUCCCCACUGGAACUAAUGCUAUUGUUGCAGUUUUAGCAUAUUCUGGAUAUGAUAUGGAGGAUGCCAUGAUCUUGAAUAAGUCUUCUGUAGAGCGUGGCCUUUGUCAUGGCUACAUAUAUCAGACAGAAACUAUUGACUUGGCAGAUCAAAGCGGCAAGUCAGAUGAAGAUCUGAAACUGUUUGCAAGAAGUAAUGUGGACAAGUCUACACAUUCUUUGAUUGAUUCAGAUGGACUUCCAUAUGUUGGACAGAAAGUUCAUCCAGAUGAACCAUAUUGUAGCAUCUACAACACAGUUACAGGUACAACAAAAGCAACCAAACUAAAGGGUUCAGAACCCGUUAUUGUAGACUAUGUUGCUGUUGAUGUGAGAAAGCCUAAGAAGCCUAUGCAGAAGGUAAACAUCCGUUUCAGGCGUCCUAGAAAUCCAAUCAUUGGUGACAAGUUUAGCAGUAGACAUGGGCAGAAGGGUGUUUGCUCUCAAUUGUGGCCUGAUAUUGAUAUGCCAUUCUCAGGAGUAACAGGAAUGCAACCAGAUCUUAUUAUCAAUCCACAUGCAUUUCCUUCAAGAAUGACAAUUGGGAUGCUUCUAGAAUCUAUAGCCGCCAAGGGAGGAAGCUUGCAUGGAAAAUUUAUUAAUGCUACGCCCUUUGCAAGCUCAGUUGAGGAAGAUGAUAAGAAGUCAUCAUCCAAAUCAAGCUCACUUGUUGAUGAACUGGGGUCCAUGUUAACCUCUUAUGGGUUCAAUUAUCAUGGUGUAGAGGUAUUGUACAGCGGAGUUCUUGGGACAGAGCUUACCUGUGAGAUUUUCAUUGGGCCUGUUUAUUACCAGCGUCUCCGGCACAUGGUUUCCGACAAAUUUCAGGUUCGAUCUACUGGGACUUUGGAUCAGGUCACCAGACAACCCAUCAAGGGACGAAAGCGUGGUGGAGGUAUCCGUUUUGGGGAAAUGGAACGAGACUCGAUCCUUGCUCAUGGGGCUGCUUAUUUGUUGCAUGACAGGCUGCACACAUGCUCUGAUUAUCACAUUGCUGAUGUCUGCUCCCUUUGCGGUAGCAUCCUCACAACGUCCUUCAUUCAACCACAAAAGAGAGCAGUGCGGGAGUUUGGUGGACUACCUCCAGGGAGGAUUCCGAAAAAGGUUACUUGCCAUGCCUGUAAAACGAGUAAAGGGAUGGAGACUGUUGCCAUGCCCUAUGUAUUCAGGUAUUUGGCUGCAGAAUUAGCGGCAAUGAACAUAAAAUUGACACUCCAAUUAAGCAGUGGAACAGAAGCAUGAAAGUCACAGCACAUGACGAACAUAUAUGGUCGAGCCUGGAGAGCAGGGCCUUAAAGACACGCAUUAUACCUCUGAACCUCUGAACCAUGGAGUGAAGCCAACAUUAUUAUGCCAAUGGCGAUUAGUUCAUUGGCUUUGGUUGGCAAUUGCACAUUUGCACUUCAACCUGUAGCUGCAAGAAUCCUGCAACAAUCAUCGUGAUGUCAUGUAAAAUUAUUGGUUGAUCCAGAACGAUAAAAUAUAUUAUAACUACUUGUUAGAGGGCAUCUUGGAGUGAAAGCAUUCAAAUUUUGAUUAUCCUGGGGCGAAUAUGUUCAAAUUUUGGAUCUAAUUAUUGUGCUUUCUAAUUAAACCGGAAUACUUGUUGUAGUUGGCUAGUUGCGGAUGGGCAAUUCUAUAAACCUAAAUUGGUUAUUUA
Messenger RNA from Nelumbo nucifera (sacred lotus), 4113 nucleotides. RefSeq names its product nuclear RNA polymerase A2 (gene NRPA2). Lineage: Eukaryota; Viridiplantae; Streptophyta; Magnoliopsida; Proteales; Nelumbonaceae. The record is from RefSeq and is a predicted model, not a curated record. Gene Ontology annotation, biological process: DNA-templated transcription. Gene Ontology annotation, molecular function: DNA-directed RNA polymerase activity; ribonucleoside binding; DNA binding. Gene Ontology annotation, cellular component: nucleus.